CCAACACUCCUCAAAACACUACCGUGGAACAGAGCUUUAUAAAAGAGAAAAGAGGUUAAAAUGAUAAAGUGAUUUAACUCUCUAUUUCCAGCAUAAAAAACCUCUCUAAACCCUUGCAGGCCACCGGCGGUCAAUGGAAUCACCAUUCAGGAUUAGGAGGAGGCCUCCAUGCUUACCUCACCACCACCACCACCACCACCACCGCCACCACCACUUGUGUCACGGCCACCCCCACCAACUCUGCUCUCUACAUAACCACUACCAUCACCACUAUUGUAAUUGCCAUUUCCUCAUAUGCCCUGGACUUGCUCCGGUCCCUCUACAAGUUGCAGAUCCUUACGCUCCUUAUCCAUCGGAAAACGAGUUUAACUUGCAAUCCAAUGCGAAUACAGAAAACUAUAACUCUAUUACUCAGGUUUUGCAAGAGCCGGAGAUCAAUGAUUUAGAGGACGAACAGGAGGAAAACGACGAUCCGGUUUUUGUUUUAACCGAUGAAUGGAGGGAAUUUUUCGCUAAAUCUGAAGCUAAGAGGAAAUUAGAGAAACAGCAGGCUAAGAAAAAAGACAAGGACAAACGCUCGAGAGGAAAAGCGAGGAAUGCUCUUGAUCUUGAACAAUCAAAUGCUCAAACUUCUGACAAUUGAUAGAAAUUUUAGGAUCCUUAGCAUCUGUUGUUUUUACCUUAAUUUCAUGGGAAGAGGCUUUUGCUACCAGAUGUUACAAUAUUCUAUAAUUCAAGUUGAGAAAAUUAUAUUUUUGUCUUUAUAUUUUAACAUAAUUAAUUUUGUCCUAGUAUUUUAAAAA
This is a messenger RNA of Jatropha curcas, 803 nucleotides long. RefSeq lists its product as uncharacterized. The record is from RefSeq and is a predicted model, not a curated record. Lineage: Eukaryota; Viridiplantae; Streptophyta; Magnoliopsida; Malpighiales; Euphorbiaceae.